Messenger RNA from Xyrichtys novacula (pearly razorfish), 2454 nucleotides. Lineage: Eukaryota; Metazoa; Chordata; Actinopteri; Labriformes; Labridae. The record is from the annotation of a GenBank genome assembly.
AUGAAGGAAGAUAAGGAAAACACUAGACCGAAGGAGAAAAGGGUGGAAAUAAGGUGUGAAGAUGGAGAAAAGUUGGAGAAGCCGAAAGAAAAGAAAGAGGCCAUGACAAAGGUAAAACUUGCUAGCUGCGUUAGCUAAGUUGGCUACAUGUCGCUUGAUAGAACAGCAUUUUAUUUUAAGUGAAACAAACUCAAGUUUAAAGAUAUAACUCAAGUUUAAAGAAAACCAGAUCUGAGUUUGAAUUAGCCUAGCUUCAGGUUAACAUGUGUUGCUUCCUUACUGAGUUUGACAAAUGAAACUUUGAUCUGUCAAACUGAAAUGAUCUCUUUCAAAGAUCGUGAUCAGACGACUGCCACCAAGUCUCACUAAAGAGGAGCUGGAGGAGCAGCUACAGCCUCUGCCAGAUGUUGACUACCUGGAGUUUUUCUCUAACGACACCAGGUCAGUUUAUAAAACGGUUUUAUCCUGUAAAAAUCACUCAAAGUGACCCCUCAUGAACAAAAUUGUCUUUACUGUUCUUUCCAUCCAGCCUUUACCCUCACCUUUUCGCAAGGGCUUACAUCAACUUCAAAAACCAGGAGGACAUAGUUCUCUUCAGAGACCGUUUUGAUGGAUACGUGUUCAUUGACAGCAGAGGUAUAAAACACAUACUUUUACUGCUAACUUUACACUCUUUUCAGACAUAAAUGAAGACUUCACCUCCUUGGUAUAUUUCGUUUCCACAGGACAAGAGUAUCCUGCCAUUGUGGAGUUUGCACCUUUUCAAAAGACUGCAAAGAAAAGAAGUAAGAAAAAGGAUGCGAAAUGUGGAACUAUUGCAGAGGGUAAGCUUUUUGUCACAUGUCCAAUUAUAAUAAUAAUAUAUGAUCUUGUGUAGAAUCAGAAGAAUCAUAUCUGCAUGCACAACCAAAUUCCAUUAUUAUUUAUCUCUAAUUCGAAGAUAAAGAGAAAUGGUCCUUCUUUUUUUAACUGAGUUUUAGUUUUAAAACCCUAAGUCUAACUAUGAGUGACUUUAUUUUUGUUUUCUGUAUGUUUCCAUUCAGAUCCUGACUACAGGAAGUUCCUUGAGUAUUAUAACGGGGAUGAUGAAAAGUUGGCCUCAACACCUGAGACCCUGUUGGAAGAGCUUGAAGCAAAGUCCAAGGAGCUUGUUGGUAAGAUGACUGUUCUUUGAGUAAAAAAAAAAUUGCACUUAAACAUUUACGUUUGUAACUUUAAGUAGUCACAGAGUGAGUAUAAAUGUGUUUGUUUUCCCUUUCAAAGCCAAGAAAACCACCCCUCUGUUGGAUUUUCUCAAGAAUAAACAGGUGAGUAAGUGCUGUGGUCUAACAUUCUGAUGUAUUUGUCAUGGAUGUUAAAUUGCAAGGGUAGCCUCAUGUCUUGUUUUAAUGCUAUGCAGAGGAUAAGGGAGGAGAAAAAAGAAGAGAGGAGGAGAAGGGAGCUUGAACGCAAGCGUCUGCGCGAUGAGGAGCGUCGAAAGUGGAGAGAGGAGGAGAGAAGGAAGCGCAAAGAGGCUGAGAAGAUGAAGAGACUUGAGAAACUGCCAGAGAAAGACAAAGACCAAGUCAAAGAAGAACCAAAAAUAAAGGUGUGCUGCAGUGGGUUUAAGUGAUGUAAACCUGUGUGGGUUUUUUUUAUGUAUUUGAUAAUAUUUACAUCUUUUGACUGAGUAGCUCCUGAAGAAGCCAGACAGAGGUGAUGAAGCAGAUUCUGAGAAGCCUAAGGAGAAAGCCAAGAAACCAGAGAAGCCAAUCAAAGAGGACAAAUUCAUGGGGAGUAGUGACCACAAGAGGCGUCACAACAGUGAAAAUAAGGAAGAACGAGGAAGAAAGUAAGUUCCUUUUAAGAUUUUAAAAAUGAUUUUUCAGUUAGUUCAGAGUUUUGUAAAUGGAGAUUUUGCUUGAAACACAGAGGUGAUGAAGAAGGACGGAAAGAGUUCAGGGAGCGUGGUGCAGACCGAGACAGAGAGCGCGAAAGAGAGCGGGAGAAGGAGCGGCGGCAGAAGGAAAAGGAGCGUCUCCGGCGUCAGGAUGAAGAUCGGCGAAGAAGGAGAGAGCGGCAGGUUGGAGAAAAUUCAUGCAGGAAGCGGGAAGAUGAGGUCAAGAAAGAAAAAGACCGUGUGUUGGAGAAGAAGAAGGGUGAAAAUGCCGGUGAUGCUGCUCCCUCUGAGAGGACAGAAAAGCCUGCCAAAGACAACAAGAAGGAGGACGGUGGUAAAAGAGAGAGACUACGAAACAAGGUAAUGACCGCAGCCUGUCAAAUUCUAUAACUAUCUCCUGCAAAUAUUUUAAAAUACUCAUCAGUGAUGUUUCUUUGAAUCAGGACCGACCCGCUAUUCAGCUGUACCAACCAGGGGCUAGAAGCCGCAACCGGAAUACAGGAGGAGACUCCAACUCUGCGGACAGGAAGCCAGAUACUGAGACGGAGAAAGUGGUCGACAAAGGAGACGACUGA